This is a messenger RNA of Fraxinus pennsylvanica, 1608 nucleotides long. The record is from the annotation of a GenBank genome assembly. Lineage: Eukaryota; Viridiplantae; Streptophyta; Magnoliopsida; Lamiales; Oleaceae.
AUGAGGAGUUUCAGUCGGCUCGCUGUUUUUUCUAUUUCUAUCUGUCUUUUCGUAUCUUGGUCCUCUUCGAUUGACAAUCUUAAUCAGGCGUUUCCUAUAUUAGAACCUGGUCCUGGUCACACAAAACUCCGCCUUUCAAGGGAAGGUUUGGAAGCAAUAGAGAGAAUAACGACUCCUAUUGCAGCUGUUGCUGUUCUUGGACCAUAUCGAUCAGGAAAAUCUUUUCUACUCAAUCAACUUCUCUCCCUUUCAUGUAACGGAGGUUUUGGUGUAGGGCACAUGCGUGAUACUAAGACAAAAGGAAUAUGGGUUUGGGGAGCUCCACUGGAAUUGGAUAUAGAUGGAGUAAAAACUUCUGUCUUCUAUCUUGAUACAGAAGGUUUUGAAAGUGCUGGAAAAUCUAAUGUAUACGAUGACAGGAUUUUUGCACUGGCUGCCGUCAUGAGUUCUGUGAUUAUAUAUAACCUACCGGAGACGGUUCGUGAAGCAGAUAUAUCUCGAUUAUCAUUUGCAGUUGAGCUUGCUGAAGAAUUUCAUGGCAGGUAUUUAGGGCAAGAUGUUGCUUUUGAACCUGCUAAGCUCCUGUGGCUAAUCCAGCGCGAUUUUCUUCUAGGAAAAUCUGUGCAAGAAAUGAUAGACGAGGCUCUCCGACAUGUCCCAAAUGCUGACGGGGACAAGAAUAUUGAUCAGGUCAACCAAAUCCGCGAUUCUUUAGCAAUCAUGGGAACUAACAACACUGCCUUUAGCUUACCGCUGCCUCAUAUCCAGCGCACAAAGCUUUGUGACAUGAAGGACGAUGAGCUCGAUCCAAUAUACUUACAGAAGAGGGAGAGAUUGAAAGAAAUUGUUGCUUCCAUCAUCCGUCCAAAGAUUGUCCAGGGUAAAACUCUCACUGGGAAGGAGUUUGUAUCUUUUUUGGAGCAGAUUCUUGAAGCCCUAAACAAAGGGAAGAUUCCAUCGACAGGCUCCCUUGUGGAGGUCUUUAAUAAGGGUAUUCUCGAUCGCUGUCUGAAACUUUACAGUGAUCGUAUGGGUAACCUUGGUUUACCAGCAUCCGAGGAUUCUCUUCAGAAAGCUCAUGAAGGUUCCAAAGAUGAGGCCUUGAAUGUUUUUGAUGAGCAACAUUUUGGUCGUCACCAUGCUAAGAGAUCGGUUGAGAAAUUGGUUGAAGAAAUAGAGAAGGUUUUGAAACAGAACUUAAAAGUCUGGCAUCAGCAAUUCUUAGAUUUUGUGCUUAUUGAUAUGUCUGUGCUGACUGUGCAGUUAUACAGGAAUUACAUACUAGCAAAUGAAUGUCAAUCUUCAAAAUUGUGUGAGGCUCUAUAUACAAAAUGUGAGGACAAAAUGGACCAGCUUCAAGCCCUUAGACUUCCAUCUAUGGGUAAAUUUAAUGCUGGAUUUCUUCAUUGCAACCAAAGCUUUGAAAGGGAAUGUGUUGGACCUUCUAAAAUUAGCUAUGAACUUAGAAUGAUGAAGAUGGGUGAUUCCUUUUGGCACUAUAUCUGCAAUAUUGCUGCUUCGCUGGCGAUGCUAUGGCCAGUGGAAGUAGGAAAAUUACAAUUUCCAAGAAAGAUGUGCAGCCCCAAUGAGUGUUGUUGUGAGUUGUGA